CUCUAGAUUCCUGGGCUCAGUGACUGGCCAGAGGCCCACACCUCCGUGGGGGUGGGGCAGAGGCCAGUGUGGACCAGGCACUUUCCUGAGCAUGGAGCCUCUUGGAGUGGCUAGUUAGAAUGUUUCCAUGGUGUGGCCUUUAGGUGAGAUUUUCCACUCUGCUCAGAGUGUGGAUCAUCAUGAUGAAUUCAUUGAGUCGGAGAUGAAAAGGACCUUAAACUCGUGCAUCACUGAGAAUGGACACCAACCAGGGGCAGGUCCAGGUGAUGGACCCCCUGAGGCCGCUCAAACCUUCCCAGCACCUGAACCCCCUAGACCUCGCCCUGUGAGCCUCUCCUUGCGGCUGCCCCACCAGCCAGUCACAGCCAUCACACGCGUCUCUGAGAGGUUCUCUGGGGAGACCUCAGCCACGGCUCUCUCGCCCACGUCUGCCACCGUCCUCAGCCCGAGCCCCAGCGAGGCCACCACACCCUGGACUCCCAGUCCUAGUGAGAAGAAUUCUUCUCUCUCACGGUCUUCAUUGGGCUCUGGCUAUGGGGCAGUGGCAGGAGGCAGGAACAAUGACAGUUCUCUCCUCAGCCCAGCUCUGGUGACGCCGUCCCAGUCACCCCCAUCCUCACAGCCACCAGCCACCGCUCCGGCCCAUCGCCAGGGGGAGCGCCGCCGGGAGCUGGUGAGAUCGCAGACGCUGCCCCGCACGUCGAGUGCGCAGUCCCGGAAGGCCUUGUUUGAGAAGUGGGAACAGGAUACAGUGGGCAAGGGGAAAGGUGAGGCCCGGGGCAAGCUGAAGCGGUCCCAGAGCUUUGGGGUGGCCAGCGCCAGCAGCAUCAAGCAGAUCUUGCUAGAGUGGUGCCGCAACAAGACUCUUGGCUACCAGCAUGUGGACCUGCAGAACUUCUCCUCCAGCUGGAGCGAUGGGAUGGCAUUCUGUGCCCUGGUGCACUCAUUCUUCCCCGAUGCCUUUGACUAUAGCGCCCUGAGCCCCACGCAGCGGAAGAAGAAUUUCGAGCUGGCCUUCACCAUGGCUGAGAAACUGGCCAACUGUGAGCGCCUCAUUGAGGUGGAGGAUAUGAUGGUGAUGGGCCGCAAGCCGGACCCCAUGUGUGUCUUCACUUACGUCCAGUCGCUGUACAACCACUUGCGUCACUUUGAGUGAAGCCCCUCAGGCCUGGAGCGCCACAUAGCAACCCCAGGAGGAGACUGUGGGGCCCUUUGUGUUCCCUGAGUCAGGAUGGCCCUGAGAAGAGUUGCAUUUUGGUGUGAGCGCUGUUUGUCCUGUGGUGUGUGACUGCACUCCUGUCCUGCCCAGCUGUGUUACUGAUUAAAGCACCGCUGAGCUGCGCUCUGACUGCGUUGAUCACAGCCAGGGGCUUGAAGGAAAAGGAAAAAUUACCAGAGAGAGAGAGAAAAAUUGGUGCUAAGUAAUUAUCUUCCUUAAAAAAUAGCUUGUUUGUAGAUCCCAGAAUGCUAACUCACAAUUUUCCCUCUGUUAAAUCCGAUAUAUUGAUUUCACAGCGUUACUUACAUUGAUUACCAAGUGUUUUUUUUUUUUUUUUUAAU
Molecule: messenger RNA, 1560 nt
Organism: Pteropus alecto (black flying fox)
Lineage: Eukaryota; Metazoa; Chordata; Mammalia; Chiroptera; Pteropodidae
Gene: SMTNL2
Product: smoothelin like 2
Exons: 8
Coding region: 128-1156 (342 amino acids)
Biological process (GO): actin cytoskeleton organization; positive regulation of vasoconstriction
Cellular component (GO): microtubule organizing center; I band; filamentous actin
Molecular function (GO): tropomyosin binding; protein phosphatase 1 binding
Source: RefSeq, a predicted model, not a curated record